UGCAGGCUCGGGGGAGGCAGCUCACACUGCAGCCUGCGAUCCCCGCAAGUCAAGUGAAGGAGUCCAAGACGCUGCGACUUCCCUGCGACACAACCAUGCGCCGGGCUCUAGCACUGGGGCUCUGGCUGCUGCUGGCCGGAGACGCAUGGGCGCUCAGAGGGGUGCUGGAAGGAGCCCCCUUGACUUAUGGACCUUUGGAAGAGGAGAUCCUGGUGGCCAACCAUGGGAUCAGGGUGCCCUUCGGGAGGUCCGUCUACCUGGACCCUGUCCUAGACCUGGUGAUACAAGUGCAGCCGGGUGACAAGUGUCACAUCAGCGUCCUCAGCAAUGACCCGCUCUCCCAGGGACCCGGACACCUUUCUCCUAACAGGUUCCCCUGCGAGUUUGGGGCCCGGGAGGUGAAGUACUCUCACCUGGGAGCCCGAAGUCCUUCCAGGGACCGGGUGAAGCUCCAGCUCCGCUACGAUACCCAGACCAGCACAGUGAUCAUCCCAUUCAUGAUCGAGGUGGAGGUGCUGUUCACCCAGCUGGAGGUGGUCACCAGGAACAUGCCACUGACUGUGGACAAGCUGCUGGGCACCAGUAACCCCAUAGAUAAGAAGAUCCUGGAGUUCACUUAUGACAGGACAUUUGAGGUGUGCAGGAUCACCCCACUGCUGGACCUUGCUGGACUGCCCAGGUAUGGAAGGGUGCUACACAGUGCUGGGCAUAUGGUGGACUGUGGGGAGUUCUUACAACAAGGGGUGCGCUACCAGCACACAGCCUCCACCCAGUCACCCAACAAGGACUACAUCCCAAUGUUGGUGGAGUUGCAUGAUAAAGUUGGGAAUUUACUAAAGCAAGAACAUUUUCAAAUGCUGGUUAGGAUCAAGGAAGGUCUGGAGAACACCCAGCCUAAGCCUAGCUUUGUAGCCAUGAUGAUGAUGGAGGUGAAUCAGUUUGUCAUGACAGCCAUCACUCCUGACAUGUUGGCUGCAGAGGACUUGGAAUCUGACCCCGGGGAUCUUAUAUUUAAUAUCACUUCCACCUUCAGUCCAGGACAGGGGCAUAUUGUAAGUACAGAUGACCGCAACUUGCCCAUUACCUCCUUCUAUCAGAGAGACUUGCAGGAAUUUAGGAUUGCUUACAAACCGCCACCUGAGGACUCUGACACUGAACGCAUCUUUGAAGUGGAACUGGAGGUGGUGGACACUGAAGGAGCGGUGUCUGAGCCUUUCUCAUUCAUGAUUCUUGUUAAACCGAUGAAUACGCUUGCCCCCGUGGUUACUCACAACACUGGGCAGCUUCUGUUUGAAGGGCAAUCACGGCCCCUGUCAAGUGCCCAGAAUUUACAAAUCAGCGAUGAGGACAACCUUGAUUAUGUUAAAGUGACUGUACUGGAUGGGCUAAGACAUGGGCAGCUGUACCUGCUCGGUUCACCUGAGAACUCCAAAUUUUUUACGGCUUCUGAUCUGGACCAAGGUAGAGUCAUUUAUCAACAUGACGGGAGUGACACUUACAGUGACAAUAUCAUCUUCCGUAUGACAGAUGGAAAGCACCAAGUUGAGUUCCUCUUCCCAAUAACAGUGGUGCCAACUGACGAUGAGCCUCCUAUAGUCAAUGCCAACACAGGUUUAAUGAUCUCAGAGAAAGACGUGUCGCCUGUAACUCCAGUUGUGUUGAGUGCAACAGAUAUCGACUCAGAAGACUCUACCAUACGGUUUAUAUUGGACUUACCUUACUCAGUAGUUGGCCAAAUGGUAUUGCGUCAAUCUGAGAUACCUCAAGACCCUUCUGAGUGGAAAUUAUUACCUGAACUGAACCUUUUUGAAAAGGAAGUAAAAGAGUGGACUCAACAAGACAUAUUAGAUGGUAAAUUAUAUUACAAGCAUGUUGGACCGCACAGCACUGUCCCGGUCAUGGACCAGCUGGUCUUUAGAGUCCAAGAUGACAAUGAUUCUCCUAAUCAGUCUGGUGAACAUACAUUUGUUGUAAAAAUUAAUCCUAUUGAUGACUUGCCUCCAGAGUUAUACCCGGCCACCACCCUUAGGAUGGUGGUACAGGAAUAUCAUCUAACCCAUUUUAGAAGGAAAUUUCUUCGAUAUACUGACUUGGAUUCUGAUGACAGAGAUCUCAAAUACACAGUGACUAUUCCCCCAACUGAUACAGAUGAAAACAACCCAGUUCUGAUGGGAUUUAUAGUUCUAACUGAAAACCCAGAACAGGUUGUUACCGAGUUUACACAAGCUCAGAUAAACCAUCACAAAAUUGCCUACAAACCACCUGACUUGGAGCUUGGAAUUACUCCACGUGUAGUGCAGUUUCACUAUACCGUAGAGGAUAUGUCUGGGAACAUAGCCGAAGGGGAUUUUACUAUUUUCUUGGAGCCCGUGGACAACAAGCCCCCAAGUAUCGUUAACACUGGAUUUACUGUGUUUGAAAGAGGAAGUCACAUUAUCACUCCAGCUGAACUUGAUGCCACAGAUGCGGACACAGGCAAAGACAAAAUUACCUUCACACUGACCCAAUCUCCAAGGCAUGGUCAAGUGAUGUAUUCCAAUCUCGUAAUGGAUGUUGGUGAAACAUUUGUUCUGGAUGACAUACGUAGUGGAAGGAUAAGCUACAUGCACAGUGGUGAGGAGUCUACCAGUGAUUCUUGUACCCUUGAUGUUAGUGAUGGAGUUCAUGUGCUUACAAUAAUCAUUAAAAUCACUGUUCGUUUAGUGGAUGAUGAAGCGCCUAGACUUAUGCUACCUUCAGGAACCAUUGGCUCCUUUUUAGAUGUUUUAGAAGGCAGCUCUGCAGAAAUCACAUCGAAUGUUAUCCAAGGCACUGACACAGAUACAGAUGAUCUCAUGUUAACCUUCAUUGUGGAAGACCCACCACAUCUUGGAGUAAUUCUGGUCAAUGGCAUUCCAGCCGAAAGAUUUUCUCAAAGGGAUAUCAUAGAUGGUGCUGUUGUCUAUUCUCACACUUCUGGAGAAAUUGGAUUGCAGAAAAAGGAGGAUUCAUUCAAUUUAACAUUAUCUGACAUGUCUGAAGAAUGGACUGUUGGCGGUAAUAGAGUUACAGGAGUUCGUGUUCAGGUGACUAUUCUUCCAUUAGAUAAUCAGCCUCCAAUUGUAUCUGUGGGUGAACAGUUCACAGUUAUUGAAGGAGAAAAAAAUGUGAUUACGCCCUCCCAUUUAAAAGCUAGUGAUAGAGACACUCCAAAUGAUGACAUCCUUUGCACUAUUAUUGUGCAGCCUACAUCUGGAUAUCUUGAAAAUAUUUCACCAGCUCCAGGCUCUGAAAAAUCUAGAGCUGGGACAUCUAUUAGUGCAUUUACAUUGAAAGAUAUUAGACUGGGACAUAUUUAUUAUGUUCAAAGCAUCCACAAAGGUGUAGAACCUGUAGAGGAUAGACUUACUUUCCACUGUUCCGAUGGCAUAAACCUUUCCCAAAGACAUUUCUUCCCAGUUGUUAUCAUACCUGCCAAUGAUGAAAAGCCAGAGAUCUUCAUGAGGGAGUUUGUUGUUAUGGAGGGAAUGAGUCUCGUCAUUGAUAUUCCAAUACUGAAUGGGGCCGAUGUAGACCUCCCAGCAGACAACCUUAUCUUUUUCAUCACAAAGCCACCAAAACAUGGGCAUAUCGUGAACCAGCUAACCAAUGGCACUGUUCUGGUUAACAGCUUCAGCCUGGAUGACAUCAAAGAAAGCUCCACCAUCCUUUAUGAACAUGAUGAUUCUGAGACCAAAGAAGACAGCUUUGAGAUAAAACUUUCUGAUGGAAAACAUACAGUGGUCAAAACCGUUCUGAUUAUGAUUAUACCUGUGGAUGAUGAGACUCCUAGAAUGACCAUUAAUGAUGGACUGGAGAUUGAAAUUGGAGAAACAAAACUGAUUAAUAAUAAAGUAUUAAAAGCAACAGAUUUGGACUCGGAUGACAAGUCUUUGACGUAUAUAUUACGCUAUGGGCCUGGUCAAGGCCUCUUACAACGAAGAAGACCAAACGGUGAACUUGAAAACAUUACAAUAGGUAUGAACUUCACUCAGGAUGAGGUGGACAGGGAAUUAAUACAAUACCAUCACUUCGGCCAAGAGGGAAUACGUGAUCUCUUCAAAUUUGAUGUUACCGAUGGUAUAAAUCCUCUUAUUGACAGAUAUUUUUAUGUGACUGUUGGAGGCAUUGAUAUGGUGUUCCCAGAUGUGAUUAGCAAAGGGGUAUCUCUAAAAGAAGGAGGCAAGGUAACGCUUACAACUGACUUGCUUAGCACCAGUGAUCUCAACAGUCCUGAUGAACAUUUAGUUUUCACCAUCACAAGGGCUCCUGUACGUGGACAUUUGGAGUGCACAGAUCUGCCAGGGGUUCCCAUCACAUCGUUCACCCAGCUGCUGUUAGCUGGUAAUAAAAUCUAUUACACACAUACAUCCGAUGAUGAAAUAAAGAUGGACAGCUUUGAAUUUGAGGUCACUGAUGGGUAUAAUCCAGUUUUCCGCACAUUCAGAAUAUCCAUCACUGAUGUUGAUAACAAGAAGCCUGUUUUGACCAUCCAUGAACUGACCGUAAGAGAGAGUGAGAAUAAGUUGAUCACCCCCUUUGAACUUACGGUGGAGGACAGAGAUACACUAGAUAAACGGCUUAAGUUCAUCAUCACUCAGGUGCCAGUUCACGGAAAGAUCCUAUUCAACAAUAGCAAAACGGUAACCUCCUUUACAAAACAGGAUCUCAAUGACAACCUCAUCAGUUAUAAACACAUUGGUACUGAAUCCACCGAGGACAGCUUCUCUUUCACUGUGACUGAUGGAAUCCACACUGAAUUUUAUGUCUUUCCUGACACCGUCUAUGAGACCCGACAGCCCCAGAUGAUGAAGAUUCGGAUUAUCGCUGUUGAUAAUGGGGUGCCGCAGAUUGCAGUAAAUAAGGGGGCCCCAACUCUCCGCAUCCUGAGCACUGGCCAUUUGGGCUUCUUGAUCACUAACAAGGUCCUUAAAGCAGAAGACAGGGACAGCACCCAAAUCUCUCUCCGCAUCCAAAUUACUCAAGGCCCCAGUCAUGGAUUCCUUAUCAACUUAGACAAGGGGAACCGCAGCAUCAACCAGUUCACACAAGCGGACAUUGACGACAUGAAAAUCUGCUAUGCGUUACGAGACAAGGAGAACGCAACAAGUGAUAUUUUCCAUUUUACUGUUGAAGACAGUGGUGGAAAUAAACUGAAGAAUCAGCAUUUUCGUCUCAACUGGGCUUGGAUCUCUAUAGAGAAGGAGCACUAUGUGGUGAAUGAAGACGCCAAGCAUUUAGAGGUUAUCCUGAAACGCAGAGGAUAUCUUGGAGAAACCUCGUUUGUCAGUAUCGGCACUGUAGAUGGGACAGCAGAAAAGGACAAGGACUUCAGAGGAAAGGCCCAGAAACAAGUACAGUUUAAUCCUGGGCAGACCACGGCGACUUGGAGAGUGCGGAUCCUGAGUGACGGGGAAUAUGAACAGUCCGAAACCUUCCAGAUCGUCCUGUCAGAGCCUGUCAUGGCAGCACUGGAAUUCCCAGAGGUGGCAACAGUGGAGAUCAUCGACCCUGGAGAUGAAUCAACAGUGUUUAUACCCGAGCCAAUAUAUAAGAUUGAAGAAGACAUCGGUGAGCUGUUUAUACCGGUGCGGAGAAGCGGAGAUGUCAAUCAGGAGUUGAUGGUUAUAUGUUUUACACAUCAAGGUACGGCUACUGGAACCGUCCCGACCUCCGUUUUAUCCUAUUCUGAUUACAUAUCCAGACCUGAGGAGCAUAACAGCGUUUUGAGGUUUGAUAAAGGCGAGAAGGAGAAGAUGUGCCGGGUGGUUAUAAUAGAUGAUUCCUUGUAUGAGGAGGCAGAGUCCUUUAAUGUCACGCUCAGCAUGCCUAUGGGAGGAAGACUUGGAUCUGAGUUCCCUUCUACUCAGGUUGUGAUUUUACCGGACAAGGAUGACGAGCCUGCUUUUUACUUUGGAGAUGUGGAACUGUACGUGGAUGAAAGUGCGGGAUACAUAGAAGUACGUGUAUGGAGGACUGGUACUGAUCUGUCAAAAACUGCCACUGUCACCGUGCGGUCACAAAAGACGGAGCCAGUGUCAGCCAUAGCUGGCAUUGACUAUGUAGGUAUCAGUAGGAAUCUGGAUUUUGCUCCCGGCGUUAACAUGCAGACUUUCCGUGUGGUCAUUCUGGAUGACUUGGGACAGCCGGUGCUGGAGGGCAUAGAGAAGUUUGAACUCGUGCUGCGUAUGCCAAUGAACGCCGUCCUCGGGGAGCCCAGUAAAGCCAUAGUAUACAUCAAUGACACCGUCUCUGACUUGCCAAAGGUUCAAUUCAGGGAGGCCAUGUACAUGGGGCACGAGAAGGAUGGGAAGAUCACAGCCAUGGUGUACAGAAGUGGGGAUGUCAGCUACAAGUCUACGGUUCGUUGUUACACUCGCCAAGGCUCGGCACAAGUGAUGAUGGACUUUGAAGAACGACCAAAUACAGAUAGUUCAAUCAUCACAUUCCUUCCAGGUGAGACAGAACGUCCUUGCGUUGUGACGCUGAUGGACGAUACCAUCCAUGAAGAAGAGGAGGAGCUGCGACUUGUCCUUGGAACUCCCAGAAGUGAAUCUCCUUUUGGAGCCUCCAUAGGAGAACUCAAUGAGACCUUAAUAAAGAUUAAGGAUGAUGCAGACAAGGCAAUAAUAAAGUUUGGUGACACCAAGUUUAGUGUGAGCGAACCGAAGGAACCCGGACAAAUCGUGGUAGUAAAAAUUCCAGUUGUUCGUCAGGGAGACACAUCAAAGGUCUCCAUUGUGCGUGUGCAUACAAAGGAUGGCUCUGCUACCUCAGGGGAAGAUUAUAACCCUGUGUCAGAAGAGAUUGAAUUUAAAGAAGGUGAAACACAGCACAUUGUGGAGGUCGAAGUCUUGUAUGAUGGAGUUAGGGAAAUGAGAGAAGCUUUUACUAUACACCUGAAGCCUGAUGAGAACAUGGUUGCAGAAAUCCAGAUGACCAAAGCCAUAGUGUAUAUCGAAGAAAUGAACAGUAUGGCUGAUGUGACAUUCCCCUCGGUUCCUCAAGUUAUCUCACUUUUUAUAUAUGAUGACACUUCAAGAGCUAAGGAGAACCCUAAUCCCAUUGCUGGUUACCCAGUUGCUUGCAUCACGGCUUGUAACCCUAAAUAUUCAGAUUAUGACAAAACUGGAUCAAUAUGUAUCAGUGAACACAUCAACGACACAUUAACCCGUUACCGUUGGCUGGUCAGUGCCCCCAAGGGCCAGGAUGGAGUCACCAGUCCUAUGAGGGAGGUUGAUUUUGACACAUUCUUUACGUCUUCAAAAAUGAUCACCCUGGAUUCAAUAUACUUCCAUGCGGGUUCGCGGGUGCAGUGUGCGGCACGUGCUGUAAACUCAGAUGGACAGGAAGGUCUGGAACUUAUGAGUCCUAUUAUAACCAUAAGCACAGAAGAAGGUCUCUGCCAACCUCGAGUGCCGGGAGUGGUCGGAGCUGAACCGUUCUCUGCUAAGAUGCGAUACACGGGGUCGGAUGAUCCCGAUCAUCCAAAUCUUAUUAAAGUAACUAUUACUAUGCCUCAUAUUGAUGGCAUGCUUCCAGUGAUAUCCACUAGGGAGCUUUCUAACUUUGAGCUCACACUGAGCCCUGAUGGUACACGGGCAGGAAACCACAAGUGCUCGAAUCUUCUGGAUUAUAAUGAAGUGAGAACUCGUUACGGGUUCUUGACUGAUGCCACCAAGAAUCCCAAUGUCAUAGGGGAGACCUCUCCCUACCAAUAUAAUACACAGCUGAGAGGGUCUAAUGCUUUACGCUUCUACAGAAAUCUUAACCUAGAGGCCUGCUUGUGGGACUUUACCAGCUACUAUGACAUGUCGGAGCUCCUUACUGAAUGUGGUGGCACCAUUGGCACAGACGGACAGGUCUUGAACCUUGUCCAGUCCUACGUGACGCUGCGGGUGCCGCUGUACGUGUCCUAUGUCUUUCACUCACCUGUGGGAGUUGGCGGGUGGCAGCACUUUGAUCUGCACUCUGAGCUGCGCCUGACAUUUGUGUACGAUACCGCCAUCUUGUGGAACGAUGGUAUUGGGAGCCCUCCAGAAGCUGAAUUACAAGGCUCCCUCUACCCGACCAGCAUGCGUAUAAAUGAAGAAGGUCGCUUGGUUGUCAAUUUUAAAACAGAAGCUCGAUUCUAUGGUCUAUUUGUAAUGUCACAUCCUGCAACACUGCUGACCUCCAUGAUCAUGUCAGCCGAUCAUCCAGAGUUAACCUUUACCCUGAAUCUUGUGCGGAAUGAACCCAGUUAUAACCAGCCCGUUCAGCAGUGGAGCUUCGUCUCUGAUUUUGCUGUUAGAGAUUACUCUGGCACUUACACAGUUAAACUCAUCCCCUGUACCACGGCCCCGUACCAGGAAUACACUAUACCCGCUGUGUGUAACCCCCGGGAGCCCAUCAACUUUGAUGUUGAUAUCAGAUUCCAGCAGGUCAGUGACCCCGUUGCGGCAGAGUUCAGUUUAAAUACCCAGAUGCUGCUUCUGUCUAAGAAAUCGCUGUGGCUGUCUGAUGGAUCGAUGGGUUUUGGACAAGAGAGUGACAUCUCGUUCUCUGAAGGUGAAGUCAUCUAUGGUCGAGUGAUGGUUGAUCCAGUCCAGAACCUUGGAAACUCUUUUUACUGCAGCAUCGAGAAAGUCUUCCUCUGCACUGGAGCCGAUGGCUAUGUACCCAAAUAUAAUCCCUCCGAUAAUGAAUACGGCUGCCUCGCCGACUCUACGUCUCUCCUCUACCAAUUUAAGAUAUUGGAUAAAGCACAGCCGGAAACUCAGGCUAGAAAAUUUGGCAGCAUCUUGUUUAACGCCAGGCUGGCAGCGGAUGAUCCGGAGGCAUUACCGCUCGUCAGACAGCCUGGCUCGGAUGGAUUUAAAGUUGACUCCACUCCUCUGUUCCAGAUUUCUACAGGCCGAGAGUGGUAUAUGCAUGCAAUCUACACCAUGAGGUCCAAAGAAAACGCCAACAGAGGCAUCGGAAAGAGAAGCUUAGAAUACCAGUACCAUUCUGUACUGAGCACAGGGACUUUUGGAGAGUCAAAGAGCAGUCGUAAGAAGAGAGAUGUCAAUGAAGUCCCAACAGUUGCUAAGGAAAUUGGCAUGGAGAACAACAGAGGAACCAAUAUUCAGCAUAUCGUUUUAGAACGUAACAACAAAAAGACAAUUUCUGAGAAGGAAAUCAUCCCAGAUGGGUUAAUACCAAGAGAGGUGAAUAAUAAGGAAAGUGAGAUUAACGUGGUCAUCAUUGUGGUCGUCAUCGCUGCCAUAUUGUUAUUAGUGGUCUGUUUGAUAGCGAUCAUUUUAUUCAUGUUCAAGCGUAAGCAAAAGUCCAAAAAGAAAGAAGAAGGGAGAGAGUCGGGAAGCAGCGAGCCCAUGAUGCCUCCUCGGGGAUACAGUACAGACAGCUCUGAGGUUUGACAUUGUGGAUCCAUGAGCCUAGUCAUAAGUGCCUCAAAAAUAGCAAAUUUCAGAAUUUUCUAAACUCUUUCCAGAAGACACAUAUAUGCUGUGUGCCCAGUGGUCCAUCUACUCUUCAAUACCUCAUGUAUGUUUAAAGUGUUGGAAGGACCAUGAGGGCACCAAUGGGACCGAAACAUCAAACCAAUGUCUGUAUACCUGGGAUUCCUGACAACCUGAACUCAUGCACUAACCAUGAAGAGGCGCUAAAAGGACUGUAAAUGAGGAUUAUCCUCUUGUAUUUCUUUUAUAUUAUUUAAAAAAAAAUUGAAAUAUGCAAAGGUGCUGAUAGCUCAUCUCCUCAUUUGCAGGGAGAGCUUUUCCUAAUAGUAUCCAUUGGGGUAGGUUCACAUGGAGUUUUCUGGAGAAAGUUUUGAGACAGAUUUUCCUUCAGGCUUAUUAGCCAAAGCAAGAAGUGGAUCCAGCAGGAAGGAGAAGUAUUAGCCCUUCCUUUAUAUUUCCAAUUCCUCUCAAAUCUGCUUUUGCCUUUGGCUGAAAAACCUGCCUCAAAACCCCCUCCUAAAAAACUCUGUGUGAACCUACCCUUAGAGGUUCAAUGAUCAUACUCUAAAUGUCAGUUUUAUAAUAUUUUUGCAGAGACUGUAUACUCAUCAUCGUGAAGAUUGCUAUAAAAUAUUGUUCUUUUUAUGCCCAGUGGAUUCAUCUAGUUGUAUUAUUCCUUGUUAACCAAAGAUUCCUCUGAGGUUAAAGGUACUAGUCUAGGACAAGAUGGAUUCCCCAGUCCAUGAUGUUUUCUACUUAGGACCACAUAAAGCAGUACAUAAUAAGGGGGUCUGCAAGAUGUAUGGUUAGAAGAAUGCUGUCAUGCUGAUCAUGUGAAGUUCUACUCGUUUGCUGUCUAGUGGGAAACACCAUAUAGCAGUCCUUCUCCCAUAUAACCCGGUUGUUUAUAAUAGGAGCUUCUCCUUAUAGAUGCUGCCUACCAUAUGUAUCUAGGAAAUAAAAAAUAUUGCCCUUAAAGGCUAUGGACACCUUCAAGGUUUUUUUAUGAUUCCAUUUUACUCAUUUUGGGCUAAAAAUCAUUUUAUCGGUUGGUCUUUAUUAAAAAUAUCCAGCCGUUUCUAAGACACAAUCCCUUUAAAAUUACUUAAAAUUGGUUUUCCCGUCUUAACAUUUGUGGCAUAUCACUAGUAUAAGCCACAAAUGUCAGACAGGUGCAGGCCCCACCUCUGCUUGUCUUUUAUUUCAGGGGCCUCACCUUCUCUAUCUCCAGAACGGGGUCCCCCCCCCAAGGGAAAGCAGCUUCACACGCACCACCACCCUCCAUCUAUGGGAGUUCUGAAAAUAACCGUAUGCACUGGCUCGGCUAUUUUGUGAAGUCUCAUGGCAGUGAAUGGAGAGGAUGCUGUGCAUCAGGGGCCCCAUUCUGGAGAUAGGAGCAGGUCCCAGAGGUGGCAUAUCCACACAUGUUGAGAUAGGAAAAGCCCUUUAAAGGAGUUGCACAAGAUUAAGGAAAUCUGGCAGAAACAGCGCC
Molecule: messenger RNA, 10953 nt
Organism: Bufo bufo (common toad)
Lineage: Eukaryota; Metazoa; Chordata; Amphibia; Anura; Bufonidae
Gene: FREM2
Product: FRAS1 related extracellular matrix 2
Exons: 24
Coding region: 96-9419 (3107 amino acids)
Biological process (GO): cell communication
Cellular component (GO): membrane
Source: RefSeq, a predicted model, not a curated record